AAAGGCAAAAAAAAAAAAGAGAUCAAUUCCAUGGCAGGCCGGCGGCGGCGAGGCGGGAGCCCAGACACUUGGGACGGCACCUGGGAGGGCGAAUUUUUGGACACGAUCCACGGGCACUACAAGGAUGCGCUCGACGCGCUGCCGUUGGAGGCCAUGCCGCCGCUCGCCCCGCGCCUCCUCGACGCCGGCGUCUGCUUCGGCUUCGCCGACCCUGUCACCAACAUCAUCGCCAACGCCCUCUCCUCCCGAGAGCCCGAGCCCAACGGCGGCGGCACCAAGAAGCGGAAGCGGACGCGGAAGCUGGAGACGACGGGUGCCUCAGUCGAGGCAAGAUCGAGGGAGGAGGUCCUCUCCAAGAUCGUCGCCGGCGACCGCCCUUCGCCGCCGGAGGCACGGACCGUCGCGGAGCGCUCCCUCGAGGGCCUCGUCAGCUUCCUGACAUCCUAUUUCCGCUACCUCCCAACCUUGGACGCGCUGCACUAUCUCGGCCUGGCCAGGGCCGACCUCCUCGUCGCGGUAAGCCUCAUCCAGAAGGAUCGCUGCUGCCGGCGCAGAGAUCAACUCCGAAUCCGCUCACCUGCUGUCAAGACUGCUCUCAAAUGCGCUGCCGUAUCAGCAAGGCAGCCCAACUUCGAUGGCUUUCUCGCCGGCUGCUUCGCACUUGUGCCGCAAAUCAAGAUGAUCACCACCCAGACAUUGUCAGCAGAUGGCUCUUGCCGCCUCACUGUUCAGGACAUCUCCCAUCUGUCCCGAUUGCUCGCAGACCCGCCCAAGCUCAAGAGGUCAGACAAGCCCAUGAAUCUGGUUGCGAAACGGUUUCAUGACCCAAGAAUCACCGCGAGUGGUGAGGAUGUACCAGGUCAGCUGACUGAGUCACUUCGAGGGGUUCUUAUGGACAGAGUCCAUGAACAUUAUCUCAAGGCGGUGUCUCGGUUUCCAAUGAAAGAUCUUCAGACCCGUCACCACCGCGGCCUUCUCAAGGCAGGCUUCUGUUUUGGCCCAUUCGAUCCUGUGUCAAACAUCAUCGUCAACACUGUUUGGUAUGACACUGCUUUCCUCCCAUCGAAAGAGUUUGGAGUGGAUGUGAUCUGCACGUUGAGGCACGUCGAGUCUCGGUCCGUCAACGGAUUGAUUGCAUUUGUGCGUUCAUGCUCCCCUGCGAUAUCAGAGCAUAAGGCCAUGGUUUAUUUGCUCAAGAGUAAUUUGGAUGCCUGCAAAGCAGUUAGAAUGGCAAAAUCAGGGGAGUGUGAUGUAGCUGACUGUGAUGACAAUGGAUAUAAGGCAGCAGCAAAAGCCGCUUCUCAUCCUAAUCCUGAGGCGUAUUGUGAGUUUGUCAUGCAGUCCUUGGCUUCGGUAAGAUCUACUGUUAGAUCACUGCUUCGAGCCUCUCAUAUGCUUUCCCCUGGUGAGAUUCUUCGUCUCUCUGCAUUGCUGUCAUUUUCAAGUGCUGAAGCUCUGGAGCCAACUAUCCAGCUAACAAAAGAUGCCUUAAAGAGGAUCACAAACUACAAUGAGGAUUUCCUCACCGAACAAAGUUUUGUCCACGGAAAGGUUGAAGUGGCAUUGCGGAGUUAUGAACAAUAUAAGGGCUGCCAUUAUGAUCUUGGUGUCAUCUGUGGUGUGAAUGAUUGUGUUGGCAAGGAAACAGGGAUCUUUGACACAAAGUUUCAGUACACACAUGCCAACUUUUGGGCAAGUCAAGAUAAGGGAACAGCUACAUUGUUUUUCUCAGAAUUUAGUAAUGAUGAAGAUAGUAACUAUGAACCCAUUUGCUACCCUGUGUCUGGUCUAUCAACACAAGUCCGCUGCUGUUACUGUGAGUAUCAAGGAGUCCGGAUUGUACAUCCUAUUGAGAAAUGUUGGGAGAGGGCAAGUGGCUUCGAGAGAAUUGCAUGUGGAGAACACAAUUUUACAAACGCAGAAAUUGUUAGUCGUGCAAAGCUGAUAGAUAAUCAGGUGAUGGGAAUAUUUGUAAAAGACUACAUCUACCUAGAUCCUACUCAUGAUGCCAAGUUAAUCCAAACUGUCAACCGUGCUGAGUCAGUGAUGAAUCUUGAUUUGGAUGCUGAAAUGCGUAGGAUAAAAUCAGUAGCUGCUGCUGGUCAUUAUCCACAAGAAGCUUCAUUUCUGAUCUGAGUUUGCAACAGGUAUGUCCAUUUUUCCUUGAAAAUUUGUUAUUUGGAUGUUAAUUGAGUGCAUUCGUUUAUAGGGAGUGUUUCAGCAAGCUUUCAGUGAGCAUGUAAUCCCAAGUCUUGGGACAAAUUGUAGGACAAAGAAACAUAAUCUGUAUUGAUGAAUGGUAUUUCUCACUCAUUUGAGUCAAGAAAGUUUCACAUUUCAGCUGAUAAAUCAUAUUCACUGAAGGUUAAAAAGUUGUGCAGUGUGCGUUACUGCUAGUCUGUUAUUGAUUGUCCUGUUUUUUUUUU
This is a messenger RNA of Panicum virgatum (switchgrass), 2426 nucleotides long. RefSeq lists its product as uncharacterized. NCBI's taxonomy places the organism in Eukaryota, Viridiplantae, Streptophyta, Magnoliopsida, Poales, Poaceae. The transcript has 3 exons. Bases 31 to 2136 code for a protein of 701 amino acids. The record is from RefSeq and is a predicted model, not a curated record.